ACUCAAGGGACAUCAUGCGGCAGGGCCUGCACCAGGGACGACCUGCCAAGCAACGUGCAUUGACUCAUGCCUCGCAUUUCCUCAUCCUCACCUCUUGGUAAUAUUAAACCCUCAUCUGAACUCCCAGCAAUUGACGAUUGGAGCUCCUAGUCUAGGAGGCAAAGUGCUCUCAACUGAGUUGGGCAUCUCAAAAAUGUGACCACUCUACAGGCCUGUAGCACACAACAGCUCACCCCCACUCCUUCAGACGCAUUUAAAUAAACUGUGCCAAAGAAGCUGGCUACUUGCCGAUUUUACUUGCAAAAACGCGGGCCAUGGCAUCUACAUCGACGCAGCCUCCAGCCUUAGUAACCAGUACAAGUCUGACACCCAUAAUGACAUUGAAGGGCCAUGAACGGGGUGUUUCAUCUAUGUCCUACUUCCCAGACGGUAAGCAGAUCAUCAGCGGAUCUGGGGACAAAACCGUUCGAAGAUGGGAUUUGCAGAAUCGUAAAGAGAUUGCAGAGGCGCGAGAUGUUUGUGAAGAGGGCGUGUAUGCGGUGACGGUAUCACACGAUGGUCGAUAUGUUGCCGUUGGUGGUGGAGAGAUGGAUACCGGGGAGCUCAAAUCCUGCGAGGUCGAGACGGGGAUCACGAAAGCUUUUCGAGGCCACUCACAGAGAGUUGCAUGUAUUGAUAUCUCCGCAGACAGCACCCUGUUAGCGAGCGGAUCAUGGGAUGCUACAGCGCGAAUAUGGAGCUUGGACACUGGUAAACUUGUGGCGGGUCCAUUCGCAAUCCUUGAUUGGCCGGGCGCAGUUCUAUUUUCACCAGACUCAGAGAAACUCGCAGUGAAGUCAGAGGUGGGGACUUGCCUAGAAGUCUGGGAUAUCCCUACAGAAACUUUGGACAUUAGCGCAGGGAAAUCUGGUGGUAAUUCGAACAUGACAUUUGCGCCAGUGCGCUGGACCAACAAGAAGAAAACCAUCAUAGCAGCAUGCAACUUCGUGGAUAAUGAAGAGGCUACAACGAUCAAUGAGUUUGAUGCGUUGACGUUGGAGGUUGUUGAAACUCCCUUCGAAGGCCACACCAAAUGUAUCAGCGAUCUACGACUUUCAUCUGGCGGUGCUCUCCUCGCCAGCGCUUCCCAAGAUCAUAGCAUCAAAUUGUGGGCUUUCGAGUCCCGCCAGCUCCUCGCCUCUUUUCACGUUCAGAAUGUAGAGUUACUCAUGCCCUCACCUGACUCACGCCACCUGGUAUAUACGACCGCUGGUCGCGACAUCUAUAUAUGCAACACUCCACCCGCUGUGCUUACUGCACUGGAAGCGCAGUCUACCUUCCAAAAAUCGAAUAAAACUUUUGAGCGCGUACUUCAGUCAGAUGCAACCCGUCGUUCUGCUGCAGCGCGUCGUAACCCAGGGACAUUGCCUGCUAUAUCCUUUACCCCCAGGCGGCAAAGACCUCUGUCUACUACAGAUCAGCAACAACCGAUUUACCUUCGCCUUAGCAAACUCCUUCACUUUUCCUCUCGUCGGAAUAAUCAACCUCGUGAUCCCCUAGAUUUCCCUGCUACGCUACCCUUACCACCCAAUCCAUCUCUCUCGCGGCAGGUUGCAACUCAGUUUGAUGAUUUCGAAAUAAGUUCUCCGCCUUACUCCUCAAAUGGAGUCACACAUUUUCUACGUCAGCACCUUCCUUUCCUCGUACCAAGACAUAGCCAUGGGCCGCCGGUCGUUGAAGUCGCACCCGGGCGGAAAGUUACUCGUCUUGCUGCUGCCAAAUUACCCGAGUACAGGAAAGUCGAUGAUACACGACAUCCUUUGAACCAACAACCUGGAGUACCGCAGGACGUUGAAUCGUCUGACACCGAUUCGCUCCCGGAUGUGCAUUGGCUCAAGGCGUUCCUUUGUUAUUAUUCAUGCUUGUCUCAUGGUAGAUUGAGGAUGCCACCACGAUGGCGCUUGGAGCGUGUUGACAUACCCCGUCAGGAUGGCGCAACGGGUAGCAGUUAGCUUAAUGUGCAAUCAUCUAAUACCUUUGGAUGUUUUCAGUCUUCUAUACCGGUAGGCAUCGCUGUUGCUUCUUCACCAGCUGAGACUAGCUACUUCUUUCGUUCUUGAUACAAGAAGAAAUAGGCUUGCCUAGACCUUUCAAAUGUACUUCGAAACGCCAUAACUUUGAAUAAAUUCUGAGAGAUCCUCCUAGAGGGCAAUUUUCUCCUUGCAGAACGCUCGGCAGAUAUUUCCCUACACAAUACUGCUAGUUGGUACAUGUACACGUUCCUGGAAAACAAUCGAAUGCAUGCUAGUGUCCGUGUAGGAGUCUCCCAC
This is a messenger RNA of Suillus bovinus, 2309 nucleotides long. RefSeq names its product WD40-repeat-containing domain protein. The record is from RefSeq and is a predicted model, not a curated record. Gene Ontology annotation, molecular function: protein binding. NCBI's taxonomy places the organism in Eukaryota, Fungi, Basidiomycota, Agaricomycetes, Boletales, Suillaceae. The coding region runs from base 315 to 1991 and encodes 558 amino acids. The transcript has 6 exons.